UUGAUCUCUCGUCGUUAUCUGAAACUUCUUCACCUCCAAUAAGAGAUUCUGUAACCCUUCUUCCUCUCCCUCUGUUCAAGAACUAUCUGACCAAACAUACAUAAAUAAAUAUGAAUUUAAAAAAAAUAUAUAUAAUAAAAAUGGUGGAUCUUUGGGAAACAUAAGCUUCAACUUAAAAACACAUGCUUCUGGGUCUCGCUUUAUCUUCAAGUUUUCCCGCUCUCUGUUUCAUUAACCCAAGAGAUAGAGUGGAGAGAAAGCAAAAGUUGAAGGAAGAUUAGAGAGAGAAGCGAUGAACACUAGUGGUGUUCGAGCUGCUCUUUCCUCCAUGAAAGCUCCUUCAAAGCAUGACACCAAUCAAGAGGAGAAGAAUAAGAAGAUGGAGUCUCAAUGCAAUGGAAAACCUCUGGUUAAUAGGCGCAAAGCUAACAGAGAAAAGAAAAUGGACUUGCUUCAAGAUGUUGAUAAGCUAAAGAGGAAGCUGAGACAUGAGGAGAAUGUGCAUAGAGCAUUGGAGAGAGCUUUCACUAGACCUUUAGGAGCUUUACCUCGUCUCCCCUCUUAUCUCCCUCGUCAUACAUUGGAGCUUUUAGCUGAAGUAGCUGUUCUUGAAGAGGAAGUAGUUCGGUUAGAGGAACAAGUCGUAAGCUAUAGACAAGGACUAUACCAAGAAGCUGUCUACAUCUCUUCCAAGAAGAAUGUAGAGAGUCCUAAUAGCAACAACAACGGUUUGAAAGAGAGUUCUCCAAUUAGAAACACUAAACACCAGAGAUCAAAAUCAAUGUCCCAACACGAGUUCAAUUCCAUGAUCACUCCUCCUAAAAAGCAUCAUCAACAGUCUCUUAGUUUCAGCAGAAGCGUCUCGUCAAGUAGGAAACUCUUCUCCACUGAUCAGAGAGUUGUGGUGAAUAGCAAACAAACGAAUCAGAUUAAGAAGGAUAAGGAAUCAUCACCUGAGAAGAAGCUUGGCAGAUUCUUGAAGAAGAAGAAGCCUCUGGUUAAGCCAGAGGCUGCUUUUCAGAUAGAUGAUAGAUUAGAAGAACAAGACAAAGCACAGGAGAGUAGUGUCUCAGGAUCAUCUUCUGAAGCGAAUAGAGUUUCAGAGGAUUUGCUGAAGUGCCUUGUGAGUAUUAUCUUGAGGAUUAGCUCGUCUAAGGACACUGUGUUGGAUCCGUAUAGCAACUGUUUAGAGUGGAGAGCAAGAGAGAUUGGUGCAUACAAGAAUCUUUGCUCCGUUGAUGCUUCUUCAAUUGAUCUUGGAAGAAGAACCAAUGCUUCAUUUCUCAUCCAUCGUCUCAAGUUCUUGCUUAAUAAGCUUUCAGUUGUGAAUCUAGACGGUCUAAGCCACCAGCAGAAGCUUGCUUUCUGGAUAAAUACUUAUAACUCCUGUGUGAUGAAUGCAUUCUUGGAGCAUGGGGUCCCUGGGACACCUGAGAUGGUUGUAGCCCUGAUGCAAAAGGCAACAAUAAUUGUAGGAGGACACUCACUAAAUGCUAUCACAAUUGAACACUUCAUCUUGAGACUUCCAUACCACUUGAAGUUUACUUGUCCCAAAACUGCAACACAUGAAGAGAUGAGAGCUCACAGCACAUUUGGUUUAGAAUGGUCAGAGCCUCUGGUCACUUUCGCUCUCGCAUGUGGAAGCUGGUCCUCUCCUGCUGUAAGGGUAUACACAGCAGCUAAUGUAGAGGAGGAGCUAGAAGCUGCAAAGAGAGAUUAUCUCCAAGCAUCAGUUGGGAUCUCCAAAAAGAACAAACUAAUGCUUCCAAAGGUGUUAGAUUGGUAUCUCCUAGACUUUGCAAAGGAUUUGGAGUCGUUGCUGGAUUGGGUUUGCCUUCAGUUGCCUGAUAAACUCAGAGAAGAAGCUCUAAAGUGCAUGGAGAGAAAGAACAAAGAGUCACUAAUGGAGUUGGUUCAAGUAGUACCGUAUGACUUCAGUUUCAGGUUGCUGCUAUUGCAUCAGUGAUAAAAGGUUUGUUAUGAAAGAACAUUGUAUAGAUUUGGGUCUGGGAGUGUAAAGUAGAGAGCAUAAGUUACAAUUUGUUAUUGGUUGGCUGAGAAUAUAUAUGCAUAUAUAUAAGUUUGUCUUCUUUACUCAAAAGUGAUAGUGAUUUAUUCAGUGGACUUUUUUUUAUCUGUAAUGCUAAAUACAAUGUGUACAUCAAAUCUUUUGUUGUUUUUAGAGUA
Brassica rapa (field mustard) is the source of this 2187-nucleotide messenger RNA. RefSeq lists its product as uncharacterized. The record is from RefSeq and is a predicted model, not a curated record. NCBI's taxonomy places the organism in Eukaryota, Viridiplantae, Streptophyta, Magnoliopsida, Brassicales, Brassicaceae.